CCUCCCGCCCCAGAGAUGACUGUCCUCGACUGCAGCUUUCCCAGGCGCUGCAGCAAAUCCCGAGCAGCAGCGGCAGCUCCUCCUCCCAACAUGGUGCUCCCCAGCUCAGCCUCACCCUGCCUGUCAGAACGGCCGGACCUUGCCAGGCGCUGAUGACUUCCGCUGCUGUCGAUUUCCUGAAGGGCUGAACGGCAUUUAAACGCCAGCUGCGGCCCCGGGGGAGGCUGCCGCUGAGACCCCGCACCUCCUCCCCAGCGCCGGAGAGCAGCAUGCCCGGCCGGGAGCCGAGCAGCGCGCCAGCCCCGCCUCUCGGACCCGAGAGGAGAAGUGAAUGAAGUUGAGCAUCGCAAUCGCCUCGCAACCCGGCGGGCUGGGCAGAGGCGUUUCCCCUUUGCCUCAUCAUUGCAAUUCGAGACGAGUUUUUGUGCAGACUUGCCUGUUGCAGAGUCAAAAAAAAAAAAAUUACUGAUCAAAGCUGUGGGGGUGACGAGCGAUCCCGGAGGAAAUCAGGGAGAGGAUCGUCUCGUCUUCCGCUGAUGCAAGAUAAAGGACGUUGCUCUGCAGCCACUGAGGGUAUCUCCUUGCCCCCUCCCCAAGCUUCUUGCUCUGCAUGAGAGAGAAUGCGCCUUCCUAGAGGGUAACCAGCAACCCCCGGGGAUAAAGCAGCACAUUUCUGCUCCAUAGUCACAACUGCAGGGUGACUAAAUUCAGGAAUUUGCUGUCUCUGGCUGAGCCACGUACCUCUUCUGCUCUGUGUCGUGAAGACCAAGCUUCACUGAAAGGCAGGCACCUCUCCCACCAUUCCAACAUGUUCAGCUGGCUGGGUACCGAUGACAGGAGGAGGAAGGACCCCGAAGUGUUUCAGACUGUGAGCGAGGGGCUCAAGAAGCUCUACAAAACCAAGCUGCUCCCUUUGGAAGAAUACUACAAAUUCCACGAGUUUCAUUCGCCAGCCCUGGAAGAUGCGGACUUUGAUAACAAGCCAAUGGUGCUACUGGUGGGGCAGUAUUCCACUGGGAAGACCACCUUCAUCAGGUACCUGCUGGAACAGGAUUUCCCAGGGAUGAGAAUUGGACCAGAGCCAACGACUGACUCCUUCAUCGCCGUGAUGCAGGGAGAUGUGGAGGGGAUCAUUCCUGGAAAUGCACUGGUGGUGGAUCCAAAAAAACCCUUCCGGAAGCUCAAUGCUUUUGGCAAUGCCUUUUUGAACAGAUUUGUAUGUGCCCAGCUGCCCAACCCAGUUCUAGAGAGCAUCAGUGUGAUCGAUACUCCGGGGAUCCUUUCAGGAGAAAAGCAAAGAAUUAGCCGAGGUUAUGACUUUGCAGCCGUCUUGGAGUGGUUUGCAGAGCGGGUUGACCGCAUUAUUCUCCUCUUCGAUGCCCACAAGCUGGACAUCUCAGACGAGUUCUCCGAGGUCAUCAAGGCGCUGAAGAACCACGAGGACAAGAUGAGGGUGGUACUCAACAAGGCCGACCAAAUUGAGACCCAGCAGCUGAUGCGGGUUUACGGAGCCCUCAUGUGGUCCCUGGGGAAGAUCGUGAACACGCCUGAGGUGAUCAGGGUCUACAUUGGAUCCUUCUGGUCCCAUCCGCUGCUGAUCCCUGACAACCGCAAGCUCUUUGAGGCUGAAGAACAGGACUUGUUCAGAGAUAUUCAGAGCUUGCCCCGCAAUGCAGCCCUGAGGAAGCUGAACGAUCUCAUCAAGCGUGCACGGCUGGCCAAGGUCCAUGCCUACAUCAUUAGCUCUCUGAAGAAGGAAAUGCCAUCAGUGUUUGGUAAAGACAAUAAGAAGAAGGAGCUUGUGAACAAUUUGGGGGAGAUUUACAGCCGGAUCGAACGGGAGCAUCAGAUCUCACCAGGAGACUUCCCGAAUCUCAGGAAGAUGCAGGAUCAGCUGCAGGGCCAAGAUUUCAGCAAGUUCCAGCCACUGAAGAGUAGGCUGAUGGAGACAGUGGAAGACAUGCUGGCCAAUGACAUAGCGCAGCUCAUGGUGCUGGUACGCCAAGAAGAGUCCCAAAGACCCAUGCAGAUGGUGAAGGGAGGUGCCUUUGAGGGCACCCAGCAGGGCCCGUUUGGCCACGGCUAUGGUGAAGGAGCGGGAGAAGGAAUCGAUGACGCAGAGUGGGUGGUAGCCAGGGACAAGCCCAUGUACGAUGAGAUCUUUUACACGCUGUCACCUGUCGAUGGCAAAAUAACCGGGGCCAACGCCAAGAAGGAAAUGGUGAGAUCCAAGCUUCCCAACACUGUGCUGGGCAAGAUAUGGAAACUGGCUGACAUCGACAAGGAUGGGAUGCUGGAUGAUGAGGAAUUUGCCUUGGCUAAUCAUCUCAUUAAGGUCAAGUUGGAAGGUCAUGAGCUCCCAAAUGAACUUCCUUCCCAUCUCCUCCCUCCAUCCAAGAGGAAACUGACAGAGUGAAAGGAAGGUCACCAGAGAGAGAUGGGGAGGAGGAGGACAGAGAGAAGACUCAGAGACAUGUUUACUUAAAUUAUACCUUUAGAUGUCAGGUCACCUUUGGAUUUGUAAUAAUUGUAAUGUAUAAAAGAAAACAAAAAAGCCCAGCCCUUUCUCACAAUAACAUACAAUUAGCUCUUCCUAUGUAAUCUCCCUGUUUCCUAAUAUGUAGUCUGUAAUGAUGAAGGAAAAAGAAAUGCGUAGAGGCAGUGGCAGAAGUUAAGAGAUGAGAGUGCGGGGGAAGAAUCAAGGGGGCUGUGUCUUCUGGGGUUGGAUUCAGCGUGAGUUAUCUGAAGAUAAAUCUCCCAAGUCAUUCCUGAACUUCAUCCACGUUAUUUCUGAGACACAGCCUAAGAUUUGUGAAAUACCUGGUGGGGAAGGAGCAACAAUGCAAAAGUCCCUGAGCUGCAGGACAACAUAAAAGAGCACAUUGUAGUUAGUGACAAGCCCACACGAUAAAAGUUCCCAUGGACAUGGUCCUAUAGAGGUGACUGUAAUCUGGAUCCAGAUCCACUGAUGAAUUUUCCAAAUGGCCUCUGUCAUUAGGGCGGGCUCAGCCAAAACAGCAGAUCUGAACUGAUGCAAACAUCAGUGCUUUUGAAAUCUAGGUCUGAAUUUGGCAGCAUGAAUUCCUCUAACUACAGUAGGUAAGACCCAAUGAGCUACUGAGCACCUGUAUUUCCCAUUGACACCAGUGGGACAUUCCCAUACAGAGCAUGGCCAAGCAAAUGAUAAUGCAUCCCAUAGGAAAACAAGAGAAGGAGAGUAGAAAGGCAGGGAAAUAGCUGACUGUUUAGAGGCAAAGAUCAGAUGAUUUAGACAGGAGGAAUUUCCGCUUGCUUCAUCAUCUCCCAAUAAUCCAUUAACUGUGUUAUUUGGAACUGCUCAGUGUUUUCCCCAUCUGAAAACUUGUUGGAUGAUGGAUGGUCUUUAUCAUUCCUAGAAAGUGAUACCUGUUAUCACAAAAGUGUGUAUAGUGAAAACUGCAAGUUCGUGUUCUUAUCUUAAAAUAAAAUCCAGCACUGUCAGAUGACUCAUUCAUUGUCCGGCGCACAGAGGCACCACAUAGCAGUAGGAAGGGCUUGCUGUAUUUUCUGUGUCGUUGUGAACAACAGCCUGGAUACCAGUAAUAAGCCCUUGCUUAGCCCUCAGACAUCUACUGUUUAUUCCAUCCAGAACUUCCAUCCUGAGCCAAGAAAUGUUCAACUCUUCCUUUCAUUCACUAUGGAAUUUCUGUAUCUCUGGGAUUUUACUUUGGUUAAGCUUUGUUU
Pelodiscus sinensis (Chinese soft-shelled turtle) is the source of this 3723-nucleotide messenger RNA. NCBI's taxonomy places the organism in Eukaryota, Metazoa, Chordata, Testudines, Trionychidae. The record is from RefSeq and is a predicted model, not a curated record.